AUGGAAAUGAAAUUAUCAUACAAAAGCGUGGAGGCGCACUUCUUAAAUUUGCGUUUAGCUGGCUAUUAUCAAAUUGAUUUGCGGUCGGCGACAAUCUAUAGAUCAUUACAUAGGCUUUACAUGGGUUUUGUGCUUUCGUUGAUGUUGGUUUAUACGAUGCAGCAGGCUUUGAAGGUUUAUGAGGUCAGGGAGAAUCUAGGGCAUGUGAUGGGUACAAUGUUUUUAUUUUUAACUCACACUGAUGCUAUUUACAAACAAAUUCUAUUAUGGGCUCAACAAAAUGACAUCGAAGAUCUUCUAGACACCAUGAAAGGACCCUCAUAUAAUCAAGGGAAGAAGGAACAUAAUUAUUACUUACUAAAAACGAUCCGUGUUGCAAAAUUACUGCUAUUCUCCAACAAUGGUUUGGCCGUCGCCACCUGCUUUUUAUGGUUUGUCUAUCCGAUUUACUUACACAUCAAGGGAAUUCCAUUGGAUUUCACAAUUUGGCUGCCUUUCGAUGAAAACCAGGACCCAUAUUUCUAUAUAACCGCAGUUUAUUCUUGGAUUACCACAACCUGGCUUGCAAUUGGUAACACAACAAUGGAUGUGAUGGUAUCCACGCUUUUGGCACAAGCCAAGACUCAACUACAUAUACUGGGUUACAAUCUUUCUACCAUCGUUGAUGAAUGUAAGGAAGACAAUGGCAAUACAUCAGAAAAUGUCUCCGCAUUACUGCAUCAGCGUUUUAAAAAUAUACUGAGGCACCAUGAGGAAAUCGUAAGGUUUACAAAAAAUAUUGAAAAUAUCUUCGGUAACGUCUUAGCGUAUCAGUUCUUGAUUGGCGGCUGGAUUAUUUGUACCUCUGUUUAUCGAUUGGUUGACAUAGAAAUUGUAUCUAUAGAAGGAUUUUCAAUGGUCACCUAUAUAAUUUGUAUGCUAUUUGAAUUAUUCAUUUAUUGUUAUUUUGGAAGCGAGGUUACUCAAGCGAGUAUGGAACUCACAGACGAUGCAUACUCUAUGAAUUGGCUUGACAUACCAGUUAAAAAUCGUAAAGAAUUAAUUAUUUUUAUGGAGAGAAUUAAACGGCCUAUACGAGUAAUGGCCGGACGUAUUGUACCCCUCUCAAACGACACUUUCGUUUCGAUCGUGAAGAGUUCAUACAGCUUCUAUGCUCUGUUGAGAAGCACAAAUGAAUAG
Messenger RNA from Pieris macdunnoughi, 1179 nucleotides. Lineage: Eukaryota; Metazoa; Arthropoda; Insecta; Lepidoptera; Pieridae. The record is from the annotation of a GenBank genome assembly.